This is a messenger RNA of Ochotona princeps (American pika), 1390 nucleotides long. It is a transcript of the gene RHOG, whose product is annotated as ras homolog family member G. The record is from RefSeq and is a predicted model, not a curated record. Bases 211 to 786 code for a protein of 191 amino acids. The transcript is spliced from 2 exons. Gene Ontology annotation, molecular function: GTP binding; GTPase activity; protein kinase binding. Gene Ontology annotation, biological process: regulation of actin cytoskeleton organization; establishment or maintenance of cell polarity; cortical cytoskeleton organization. NCBI's taxonomy places the organism in Eukaryota, Metazoa, Chordata, Mammalia, Lagomorpha, Ochotonidae. Gene Ontology annotation, cellular component: cytoplasmic vesicle; cell projection; cell cortex.
GAUCGCGCCCCGCCCCGGUCCGCCCCCGCGCCCCGCCCCGGCCGCCCUGGCCGCCCCCCCACUUCCUCCGGCCUCCCGCUCUCACUUCCUUCUCGAGCCCGGAGCCGCUUCGCCGCCCCCAGCUCCCCCGCCGCGGGGAGGGCAUCAGUUCCCUGCACCCAGAGGGGCCCAGCAGGAGGCAUUGCCUCCACUUCAGCAGCUGCCCCCACAAUGCAAAGCAUCAAGUGUGUGGUGGUGGGUGAUGGGGCUGUAGGCAAGACAUGCCUGCUCAUCUGCUACACGACCAACGCCUUCCCCAAAGAGUACAUCCCCACGGUGUUUGACAACUACAGUGCCCAGAGCGCAGUGGAUGGGCGCACGGUGAACCUGAACCUGUGGGACACUGCGGGCCAAGAGGAGUACGACCGCCUCCGCACACUCUCCUAUCCUCAGACCAACGUCUUUGUCAUCUGCUUCUCCAUUGCCAGUCCGCCCUCCUACGAGAAUGUGCGGCACAAGUGGCACCCGGAAGUGUGCCACCACUGCCCCGACGUGCCCAUCCUCCUGGUGGGCACCAAGAAGGACCUGAGAGCCCAGCCUGACACCCUACGGCGCCUCAAGGAGCAGGGCCAGGCACCCAUCACUCCGCAGCAGGGCCAGGCACUGGCCAAGCAGAUCCACGCUGUGCGCUACCUCGAGUGCUCGGCCCUGCAGCAGGACGGGGUGAAGGAAGUGUUUGCCGAGGCUGUCCGGGCUGUGCUCAACCCCACCCCCAUCAAGCGUGGGCGCUCCUGUGUCCUCUUGUGACCCUGGCAGUCAGCUUGGAGGCUGGCCCUGACUCCCCCCACCCCCCACCAGCUGUGCCUUGGUGCCUUGUCUGCCCCCAGCUGUGCCUUAAGGACUAAUUCUGGCACCCCUUGCCAGGGGGCUCCCUGAAUGCCUUUUUCUCCUUAUGGAGGUCUGACUGCAGGGAAAAGGGGGCUUUGGGCCCCACCCACCCUGCCUGGGAACAUCAGGUAUUCCCAUGAGCUCACCCAGGCCAAGGUUGGACCCCUCCCCAAGAGGCCAGUCCAGUGCCCCGUCCCUGUUGUCUGCUACUGACAAGUUGAUCCAGCUUUCCACACAGUUGUUGCUUCCUCUCGUGGUGUCUCCUCUCAGGUUAGGGCCUCUUGGCCAUCUCUAACCUCUGCCCCUGCUGCUCCUAAAACUGCCUCUCCCUCCCCAGAUGCUCCCUCCUUUCCCCCUGGAAGGAGCCAUAGAAUCCUGAGAUGAAUGUGCCCUAACCUGCCACCCCCUCUGUGCCCAGGCCUUUUGCAUCCGCUGACUGACUCAGUCCCUACCCCACCCUACUACCAGCUCCUAGGGGGCCUUUCCUACCCAUCCUCAGCAUCAAUAAAACCUCCUGUCUUCA